Molecule: messenger RNA, 1707 nt
Organism: Cydia strobilella
Lineage: Eukaryota; Metazoa; Arthropoda; Insecta; Lepidoptera; Tortricidae
Gene: CPH28
Exons: 4
Coding region: 101-1672 (523 amino acids)
Source: RefSeq, a predicted model, not a curated record
UUAUAAAGAUGGCGCUGGCCGGCGGCCGCCAUUCGCCGCGCGAACCCUACGCGCACGCGCCCGCCUCGCGAGUGAACCAAUAAUUGACAGUUAAACUAUCAUGGCGGCCAAAUUUUACGUUGUAUGUUUGCUCGUAGCGACGGGCCUGGCGAUGGCGGCGGGCGCGCGCCCGCGGCCGCGCCUGCAUGCACAGCCUCAGGAGUAUGAGUACGAGCCGCAGGCGCAACAACGAGCUUCCAAUGAUCAGGUGGUUCUGGUGUCAGCGGACGAGUACAAUGCGCUGUACCGCGCCGACGACCGGCUCGACCAGUACGAACCGCGCGAGGCGCCGCGCGGGCCCGCGCGCCUGAAGACCCAGCCGCAGGAACCCAAGCAGCCGCCCGUGCAGACCAUCAGGAACUACAACAAGGUAAACGAUGACGGCAGCUUCACCUUCGGUUACGAAGCCGCCGACGGCUCCUUCAAGGAAGAGACUCGCGGCACCGACUGCGUCGUCCGCGGCAAGUACGGCUACGUGGAUCCCGACGGCAACAAACGAGAGUUUAGCUACGUCUCCGGCAACCCCUGCGACCCCAACAAGCCCAACGAGGAAGAGGAACCCGAAGCACCUGCCCCUGACUCCGCAGAACGCGACGACGGCGUGCCUAACUACCCAACAAGGCCCGCCCAUCGACCGACCACUACUCGACCCACUACGACCUACUUCCAAAACGAUUUCAGAGACGCUGAUGAGGAUGAAGUUGAAGAAGAACCUCUUCAACACAUUAGGCAGAGAGUGGUCCAGCGCCCGACCCCGAGACGGCCCUCGUAUCAGUCUCAGCAGAUCGCCAUUACCCCGAGACCUGUGCCAGUAACGACUCCACGCGCGCUGCCGCCUGCGACGACAUUCCGACCUCAAUUGAUUCAAGUAACCGCUAAACCCCAGUACAGCCCUGAACCUGAAUACUCGCCAUCUCCGAUUCCUAACUACUCGGCUUCACCUGCUCCCGCCGCAUACUCGCCUUCUCCAGCUCCUGCUGUGAUCACCACGACUAGACCUAGCUCCGGACAGAUCGACUUCGCUGCCGAAUUUGCCAAGUUCCAUCGUGAGAAUCAAAUCCAAUCCACAGCAACGACUGCUACUAUUAACGGUCCCUCAAAGGCUGCUCAGGCUCCUAGUGGUAAUCCACUGUACUCUACGGAACUGGUAUAUGAUCCAUCGAGUGGAAGCUACAACACUCAGUUGUUCCAGUCCCUGCCUCAAACAAAGGGGGGAGAGUUGAAUCUCAACCAGCGCCUUCAACCUUACGUAGCCCAACCUCAACUUCAGCAGCAAAGACCGUUCAUUCCUUCACCUCAACUGCCAUCUAUAUCGUCUGCACCCGCUUCAAACGUACCAUUGUUCCGUCACCAGAUUCAGCACCAGAACCCUCAAGAGGUCUACCAGAGGCAACAAAAUGAGGCUCAAUUCCAGAACUCCCAACAGCUAUUCGCUCAGCAACAGCAGCUGCAACAAACUCAGUUGCAAAGAGAUAGAGCUGCAGCGAGGGCUCAGGCGCAGAGGCUCGCGCAAGCGCCGCAACCCCAGAGGGCCGCAGCUGGCCCUCAGUACUACUACGUCGCGCCGCGUGGUGAAUCUGCCUCUUCAGGGCAGAUUGACGCCUUCCUCAGAGGGCAUGGCAUCCAGUUCUAGUUUCUCUAUUAGUAGAAUAUCUUUGAGCUAGGUAA